This is a messenger RNA of Desarmillaria tabescens, 840 nucleotides long. RefSeq lists its product as uncharacterized. NCBI's taxonomy places the organism in Eukaryota, Fungi, Basidiomycota, Agaricomycetes, Agaricales, Physalacriaceae. The transcript has 4 exons. The coding region runs from base 1 to 840 and encodes 279 amino acids. The record is from RefSeq and is a predicted model, not a curated record.
AUGCACAAGGCGGGGACGUUCUCGACCGUCGAUGCUGAAGGGGGGAUAGCAACACCCAAGGCGACGAGUCCCAGUACGUUUUGGACGCACUUGAAUGAAGAGGUGGAUCCCAGUCAGUCUGUUGGACCUCUAGCGGCAUUUUGUUUCAUGACGGGUUAUAUCGACGUGAUAUCUUUUUCUGCGAUAUUCGUAUGGUGUGGGUUCCAAACAGGCAACUUUGCUCAGCUCGCUAUCGCCCUAGCCCGCUUAUUCGAAACCCGACCCGAGGGAAGCGGGCACGAUACCUCGUUCCACAUGCCCGACAAGCAAGCUCUCACCUCUCUCAUCGCGUUCAACCUCGGAGCUCUCGUCGGGAGGCUGGGCGACCGGAUAGGGCCCCAUAAGCGAGUGUGGCUCAUCUUUGGGACCUUCCUCCAGGCGCUGCUUACGAUGGCGGCGUCGGCGACGAUAUAUAAGAGUAAUAUGCGGAGUAUCGCGGAUGAGAGGGCGGACCCUUCGUGGACGAAUGUUUUGGCGUUUGCGUGUAUAGCGUUUAUGAGCGCUAGUCUUGGUGUGCAGGGUAUCUUGGGCAAGAGGCUGAAUACGCAGUUCACGACGACGAUCGUGCUGACAACGGUCUGGGUGGAAUUGGUGACGGACCCCCAGCUGUUCAAUUUCCGAAAGAUGAUAAAGUCGCGCGACCACAAACUCAUUGCGGCGUCGUCUUUGUUCGUUGGUGCAUUCGCCGGGCGGGCUAUCUUGGGUGCUAUCGGUGCUCCAGCAGCUCUUGGAAUUGGCACAGGCAUCCGGGUGCUGAUCACUUUGUCUUGGAUAUUCGUGCCGAGCAAGGCCAGACGCUAA